Symbiodinium necroappetens is the source of this 1443-nucleotide messenger RNA. NCBI's taxonomy places the organism in Eukaryota, Dinophyceae, Suessiales, Symbiodiniaceae. The record is from the annotation of a GenBank genome assembly.
AUGACCCAGACUGCAACGACCACCGUAUCCGUAUCCAUGAACCAGACGGCAACGACCACCGCAUCCAUGACCCAGACGACAGCUGCAGAGGCCAACCAGUCGAAAACGGAGAUCUCCGGAACAAGCCAAGCAGCAGCCGUAACUUCAACAAUAAGCCAAACACGAACCCGCACAAUAUCCUCGACGACGUCCCCCACGCAAACCUCGACUCAACCGCGAGCGGCUGCGGCUGAGCCUAUGGCCAACACAGAGGUCACAGAGGUCCCAUGGCUUGCGCUCUUGUGCUUUCUGGCGGGCUUUGCUGUUCUCGUCGCGGUGCUGGGCUUCCUCUGGCGGAGGUGGAAGAAGAAGCCUGGUCGGGAGGUUUUGGAUGUCCGGGAGCCAGGCGACCAGGAUACACAGACCGACCUUGAGGUUCAGCAGAAGAGUCUCUUUGAAAGUGUUGCUCCCGGUGCUGCUCCUCCGCAGUCCUCGAAUGGAUCAGGCACAGGAUGCCAAGUUGCAGGGGAAACCUCCAUGCAAGUUCUGGAAGUCAGGCCAGGCGACCAGGACACAGAAAAGAUUCUGCUUGGAAGUGCUGCUCCGCCAGAGGAUCAAACACAGGAUGCCAAGUCGCAAGAGCAAGCCUCCAUGCACACAGUUCUUGGUGUCGAGCCUGACGACCAGGAUAUAGACCUUGAGGUUUCAGGCAGUGCAGUUUUGCAUGACCCGCGACAGGACUCACGGGAGGUCCUGGAGGCAGAUCAGCUCGAGCCGCAGCUCAGGGAUAGCGUUAGUUCAUCCUGGUGGUGCUGGUGUGGGGUGGAGGCACCGGAGCCUAUCGUGCCCGACAGCAGCCUCAAGCUGGCUCGGGAUAGGGAGAGAAGCCUCAGCGAGGCUGUUCUCAGCGUGGAGAAGCGGACCCGCACGCUCUCCUCCACGUCCAGCCUGCAGGCACCCUGUCGGGAGGAAGAGGCGCCCCGAAUUGCCAUGAUCUCGGCCCGGUUCAACGACAAAAACAAGAAGACAGAGAUGAAAUUCCGUGAGGUGUGUGAUACGCUGCGGCAACGACAGCUCGAGGUGUUGAUGGUGGAAGCAGGUGGUGGUGAAGAUUUCGGAACUCUCACCGCCAUGUAUCUGGGAAAGUUGAAAAAGAAGAAGGGCAUUAUGCUUGCGGUUUGCACACCCGACUAUGGAGAGAGGACGUCCAGUCCCUACUGCACGUAUGCAGAGCUCAAGUUCGCCAUGGACCACGGUAUCGACAUUCUUCCUCUCAAGGUUGAUAGCGUAUACCCUCCCAGCCCGCCAUGCGAAGAUGGUGUUGCAAGUGGGUUGGUUCAGAUGGCAAUGCCUGACAACAAAGUAUACAUCGACUGCGUGGGCAAGUCCGUGGACGAUAUUGCAGCAAAGAUCGAGGAGAAGCUGCGGAGCUCCAAGGCAAGAGGCAGGAGCGGUCAUGGCUGA